Molecule: messenger RNA, 507 nt
Organism: Letharia columbiana
Lineage: Eukaryota; Fungi; Ascomycota; Lecanoromycetes; Lecanorales; Parmeliaceae
Exons: 2
Coding region: 1-507 (168 amino acids)
Source: RefSeq, a predicted model, not a curated record
AUGUACUACCAGGAGUACCUAUCCAAUCUAUGCCAGCGACGUCAAUGGCCGGAGCCCAUCUACAGACUGUUCCGGGCAGAACCUGGUUUUGUUUGCGUAGCACGCGUUAACAAUCGCGAGUAUCAAAGUGAUAAGAUACAUGAGAACGAACGCCUAGCUCAAGAGAAUGCUGCUAUGCGUGCUUAUCUCAUAUGUCAGAACUUUUCCAAGAGCGACGGCAUGUAUCCAAGUGGCCACAAAGGACGGAGGGGAGGAGAUGUGGUUCAAGGUUUGCCAGUCGCCAUUGGAACGGAGAGGAUGAGUGUCUACACGGAUGAUUCAAGGAGUAGCGGAAGCCGGAGCGGUGGCAGUAGCCCUACAACUGCUGAGAGUGGCCACUCUUAUGGCAGCUCUUACGGAAGCCAGAAUUACGGGGGUUGCCGUAGGCUCAGUGCUGGAAGCGGUGUCGGAAGUGGUGGUGGUGGUUAUGCUAGCAGGACCUCGAGACAUCGGAGCGGGCGCCGUUGA